Porites lobata is the source of this 17643-nucleotide messenger RNA. Lineage: Eukaryota; Metazoa; Cnidaria; Anthozoa; Scleractinia; Poritidae. The record is from the annotation of a GenBank genome assembly.
GAUCAUCUGAAUAAAAUUUCAAAACAUGGCGGAUUGGGAAGAGAUAAAACGAUUAGCAGCUGAUUUUCAACGUGCUCAGCUUAGCAGCACGGCACAUAAGCUUUCUGAAAGAAACUGUAUCGAGAUAGUUCAGAAAUUGAUCAGUCUUGGGCUCGUGGAAGUGAUAUAUACAACAGAUGGAAAAGAAUAUUUGACUCCACAGCAACUUGAAAGAGAGAUCAAAGACGAACUCUUUGUACACGGCGGUAUUAAAAUGUUAUGAACUGAUCUUUCGUUUGUCGGUACGAACUGAAUAGACGUAAUAGUGUUUUUUUUUUCAUCUUUUGUUAACAGGGAGAGUCAAUUUGGUGGAUUUACAACAGGUAAGAAAGUAUGUGUUACCACGUGAAUUCUGUGAAGUGAUGACGUGUUUUUAAAACUCAGAAAAUAUAUUAUUUUCAAUUAGGAAAAGUGUGUUUAAAAUUUAUUUCAUAUCCGGAUUUGAUUGAUCUGUUGUUUUUAUUUCAUUUCUAGUCACAGAUGCUAGUAAAGGUGACAGUUUACGUGCCACCUAUCCGGGUGGGGAGGGGGAGUUAAGGGGGAGGGGGUCCCCAAUUUCAAAGUGACCAGGAUGAGAGCACCGUGAGAAAGACCCUUGCAUAAUUUAUUCUAUUAAAUCCUUAUUCUGCUUUUUAAUCAUAUGAUUUUUAAAUAUGCUCUUUCAUGCAGUCAUCUCUUAGUACAAUUAAUUAAUAUGAAUCCAUCAUUUUAUAUGAAAACAUGACCAGUUCCCAGUUGGACUGAUUUGAUAGCUCAGUUGGUCAGAAAAAUAAGCUAGUGUUGUAGGGUCGUGGGUUCAAAUUCUGUUCAGGCCUUUUCACAACUAUUCACAUGUAAGCUGUGUUUAUAACUGAGAGUCUUUCCUCUCAGAGAUUCCAUCUCUGUCAACUGACAAAAAGGAAGGUUUGUGGAGCAGCAUAGCUGUGCCAAAAAAGGCACAAGCCAAAUGGGGUGCAGGGGUACUAGGAUAUGUGCAAGAUGCCAUUUCCUGCAUUUUGACCCACAAAUGGAAAAAGAGUUUUUAACAGGAUAUGUGCCUCUUGGUCCCUAUCACAUCAAUUCCAUGCAUUUUAAGAUCAUGGUCAGAUACCAAAAGGGUAAAAAUAGUGGAAAACCAAAAAAAGCAGUGGAGAGUCUUGGUAAAAAGACUGGUUGGUCCCUUUAUCACAUCAGUACAAGAGUUUCCAAAAACUGGGAGAAAAUUAUCGAAAACAGGAGGUCAAAUAUUUGCGCGGAUUUCACCAAAACGGGAGGGUUGAAAAAAAACAUUAUGAAAACAUUAUAAAGAGGUCCUGUGAAGGUAAAAAUAAUUCCAACAAGCAACGCGACCUUGAAACAGCAUUAUAAGACAAAAAAUAGCGACUAACAAUAUCAAGAUCCAACAAGUUUAAUCCUUGAAUAGUGCCUGUCUUUUUUAAUUCAGUGCCCCCCACUUCCCAGGUCCACAUAUGCUGUGAACUUUGUAAACGUAAGAGUCAUCCAUGAAUAUAACUGUGGCUUUCAUUCUUACUUAAGUCAGCCAAUGGCUUAUUUGGAUUUUUUCUCUUUAGAUUAUUAGUGUGGACCUAAGUCAUAUUGAAAACAAAGUCAGUGAUAUUGUGAAACAUGACAAGAACCUGAUUGUUGUCCAAGGAGAACUAAUUGACAAGUAAGAAGAGUGCAUUAUGUUGUACUAAAAACUAAAGAAAAUGUUUAAUGCCAGAUUUGGAAAUUUUUGCACCAUCAAAUACCAGAAUCACGUUUAAAAUAGCGAAAUUAUGUGAUAUGUGACCGUGCAAGGGAAAACGUACCUUAAUGCUUAUCCAUUAAAUCCUCUCUAACGGACGCAUAGCUAACAGAUUGUUAAUGGCCUUCACAGCAUUCUAACGUUUUGUCCUAACGUUCUAACGGUUAUCUAGUAAUGUGCCUAACGGAUGAUCAAAACGUUCUAACGCUUUCUCCUAACGGUCUAACGGCUAACUAAGUAUGUCUAAUAAUAAUAAUAAUAAUAACUGUUUAUUCAAAAAUCCAAAGCGGAAAGUGAAAAGGAGAUAAAAGAGGUUAUCCCUUUCUAGUUUAUCUCCUGAUAAUAAAAUACAUUAAGAAAUAAAUUAUUUACAACUGUUUGAAAUAGUAACUAUAUAUGUAUAUAAAACAUCACACAGUAAAAGAACUUAGUGUUCACUAGGAAAAUCUGUAAGAGAACGUCUCAGUCUGUUCUUGAAAAUAUUCAAAUUCUCCGCCUCAGCAACUUCCUUUGGAAGAUUGUUCCACUUAUCUAUUAUGCAUAUAAAAAAAGAAUGUUUAAAACUAUUUAAAGUUGCUGAUGUAAGCUUAAGUUUAAAAUGAUGGUUGGCUCUUAAGGGCUGAAAAUCAUGUGCAAAUGUGAAAAAUGCCAAGGGAUCAAGUCCAUUAAGUCUAUUUAUUGUCUUAUAACACUCGAUAAGCGACGAAAAUAAUCUUCUUUGUUCAAGUGAUGACCAUUUAAGGAGCUUUAGGCGUUCUUUGUAAGGCAUGUCUUGCCCAAUAUUUCCAAGGGCACAUUUAGAUGCUCUACGUUGUACUUUCUCCAAGGUGUUUAAGUCCAAGUGUUUAAGUCUAACGGAUGAAGAAAACAUUCUAACGGUUACGCAGUUUGUUCUAACGGAUGACUGGAGCCGUUUAACGGUUGUCUAACGCUCUACAUCUAGGGACUUUUAACGUUUGUCUAACGGUUUACAUCUAAGGACUUUUAACAAACGAAUAGCGUAACAGUUACUUUCAGUCAGAUGUUAUAAACACAUGAUCGUGCAAAACCAUUACUAGUCUUACACUCGCGAUUUAAAAAAAACGAGUCACAAAGUGCCGAUUUCAUCAGUCGUCGAUGAGACAAGCAUUAAAAAAAUUAUUUCCAUGGUGAGCAUUAAUCGAGAGCAAAACUCAGGGAUAUAAACUUUCACUUUCUCAUCGAGACGAAGAAACUCAGAAUUCGAGUCCUUUAUUAUCGUGUGAGAAGCAAACCUAGCAUCCCUAAACCUGUGUGUAAACAAUUUUAAUUGCCAGUCGUGGUGAACAUUUUUUAUUGUUUUACUCAAAUGGAUUUGUCUUAACAGUAACAGUUAUAUUUACGUGUCAUAAUUCCGAAGUAUUUGUAUGUAAUUAAUGACCCGCCUUGACGGUAAUUCAGUUUAUGCUGCAAAAAGGUUGAAUAAACGAUCAUUAUUAUUAUUAUUAUUAUGAGCACAUACCAAUUCCUAGUGUUUCAACCCCUUUUUAGCACAAAAUUACAUUCCAUACUAGACCUACACUGUGGUCCAAUUUUGAUAUGCUGUUCGAGAGCACUUUCAUUCCAAAGCUUUUGUAUAUUUGGAAUGUUAUAGUAUACAUUGUUCUAGGAAACCUGUGAAAUCAGGUAGACCAUUCUAGAUCACGAGUACUUAAAUCACAACCCUGUUGAUGAUACAUAGCAGUAUUUGGUAUUACAAAAAAUAUUGAUUGAUCAGCAUCCGCAAAAAGCAAGUGAAGUGAUACUUAUGAAACCUAGGCAAAGGCAAGUGCCUCAUUUGCCCUUCACUUAGCUAUCCCCUUUUGAGUUUGUACUUUUAUUGGUAUAUGUGAUAAAAUGGAAAUUUUUUCUUGUGAUGUUAGUAACUACUUGGACCAAGUUGCAGAGGAGAUCAAUGACACUCUUCAAGAGUCUGGACAAGUCGUUAUUUCAGAGCUCAGCAAAACAUUUUCAUUUGCAACUGAUUUCCUUCUGGAGGUACAUGUCGUACAUUACUUAGAUUAAUGUUUGGGUUAUGUCUACCUAAUAAAAAUGUUAUGUACUGUAAUUUCUAACAUUUUUUCAUACACACAUGCACUGACAUUUUACAUGUUAGCAUCAGCAGUCUCUUAUAAUUACCCACUGACAUAGAGCUUUGGUUUGUUGAGGGAACAUCUGUCUCAAUUUAUGCCAGAUACAUGUAACUCCUGUAAUAAUGCAUAAGAACUCUUUUUAGGGCUUUUUCUCUUUCUUUUGGGCAAAAUUUUUUUCCUCUCUACUGUAACAGUAAAUUUAAGAAAAUCUCCUCUGGAGAAUCUUCUACAUUUUAAACUAAUCUAGUAGGAUAUCACUUAGACUUGCCACAAAUCGACUGCGUGAUCCCCGAUGGUGCAAGUGACACUCGCGAAGUGAGCAAAAGCAAGUGAUGAAGACAAGCGACAUAGUGGCGACUGACCACCAACUAGCACAAACCGGAAACUGGCUUUGAGAAAGUCUAGAUAUAACUGUGCAGUAUCUGUAACUUAUACCUUCCCCACAAUGCAUUGUUUUCCCCUAAAUUUGUUACAACUUUAGCAUUCAAUUUCUUGAGGAUUGAUUGUUAGUCCCAAGAGAGAUUGACAGUGAUACUUAAGUAAAAAUUAAUUGUGUGUAAACGAAUUGAACUGUGGGGAUCAUGCAAGUUGCAAAUAGACUUUUGGACACUGUACUCUUGCAGUGUGCUUGUCAUUAGCAUUAUGUUUCAACAAGAAAGAAUUCAUUUUCUUUAUUCAAAGCUUUCCUUUCUGAGAUAGCUCUAACAAUUUUUGGCUAUCAGAACUUAUUGAUUAUGGGGGGUUUUAGAAGUUUGGUGUUUAUCUACACAUUUGCAAUAAAUUGAUUAAUGGCAAAAGACCACUUAUGUUACAGAUGUAUUCUGAUAUUCUUCCUUUAAAUACAUUUGCUUGUUUUGUCUUCUAAGGUUGUUGAGGCCCGGCUGGGAACAAUCAUCCAUGGUCAACUUGAUCAGCUUGAGAGAGGUGUCCUGUUUACUGAAGCGUUUGUGGCUCGGCAGAUGGCUUGCAUCAGAGGAGUAUUCAGUGCUGUCACAAAGUACUUAUUACUGUCUUCUUAUAGAUUUUGUCUUGUUAUGUUUACCUACAAAAUUUUUGACUCUUGGUUGACUGUACUGGUAUUAUAAUGUAAAGGGUUUAUUACUACUACAUGGGGUUGUCCUUGCCUCCUAACCUGGAGUAGUCAAUCAAUAAAAAUCGAUAUCAAUAAAUUGUUUAUUGAUAAAAAAUAAUCAGUAAAUCUGAUCAAUCAAUCAGUAGAAAUCAAUGGCAUGCUCGUUUUGUUUAUCAAGAUAUUUUAUUUUUACUGAUUUCCUCAAUUUCUAUAGUAAGAUAAAUCUCUUCUGUUCAUCCAAAAAUGAAAACUGAUUUCAUGCAAGCAGUGAAUUUGUUGUCAGUUGAGUUGCAAUUGAGAGUCGAAGGAUCAAACAAUUAUCACUUUUUAAACAAAAUCUUUAAAAAAGUUUUACUUUUCAUUAAAACUAGGUUAAAAAUCUUCUUCUGAUAGCCAGGUUUGUAGGCACCCAGUUUUUCAUGAUUUAGACCAGUUCCGGUCGUAGUUACAUCCCGGAGUAGCCAAAAGAGAAAAAUUGAAAUCAAUAAAAGUAGUUAGCAAUCAAGUGAUUUUUAUUGAUUGAUAACAAAAAACAGUGAAAAACUAUAUAAGGAAAUCUUUUAACCUGAAUUUCAGACAUCCCUUCGACUUGAGGGAAUGUCUGACAACAGCCGGGCUAGGAAAUCUUUAUCUAAGGUUGUAUUUCUCAUGAUACUUGCCUGCAAGAAAUGAACAUAAAAACCAAAAUGCACAAAAUAAAGGGUUUUAGAGAGAAACUAACUUGUGUCUGUAAUAGUUUCCAUAUAAUUUUUUCAUUUUCAUGUUUGUUGAGCGGUUGUUAUUCGUGGAUGUAUGUGUUUUCUCAGCUGUACUAGUCUAACUUAUGCCAAAAAAGAACUUUGGCGGACUUCCAUUAUAAAUCUUUAAAAUCAUGAGGAAUUGAUAAUAUCGUGUCAACGCAACAAUUUAAUUUAUUGAUUUUCACCGAGUGCCAUUAUCAAUAAUUGAUAGAAAUCACUUGAUUGCUACCUAUUUUUUUGAUUGACUGACUCUGGGCUUUAAAAUGGCUCAUGUGGUAAUGUAAACAAGCCAGGUUCAUCUUAAAAUGCUGAUGAGGGUAUUUGGUACAAAUCAGUGAAGGAGGCAGGUGCAGAAAGCUAUAAAUGCCUUUAGAUUUAAUGUCAAACUAUCCCAUUGUUUAACAAGAAAAAAAACACGAUUUGGAUCAAGAAACUACCAAGAAGUCUCUGGAAUGUAAAGGAACAACUGCACAGUACAUACAUGUACACUUUACCGAAUAUCAUAUCAUGGGGGUAUGGGAGACAAGUACAGUCUGGAUAUUAUGGCACUAUCAAAGCAAGACCCAUGCAUGCAUAUACAGUCAACUCCCGAUAAUUUGAUCUAGGGAAAUUGAAAAAAGUUCAAGUUAUCGGAAGUUUGAGUUAUUGGGAGUUUGAAGCAAAUAACCGGAAAUAAGAAAAUUAAUAAGCAAAUAGAUGGCAAGGGAAUGCAAGUGUCAUGCACACUUCACAUCAACGGCAGCAAGAGAUAUAGAUUGAUAUUUUAUAAAAGGAAUUAAGGAACAAAGCUUGAUUAAUAAACAGGGACGGACACUAAAUUUGAGCUGGAGUGACAUAAAAGUAGGGACAAAGAAUCAACACGGUUGUUUUGAAAUAAUUCAGUGUUUCGGACUUUGGUAUACUUAUUUUUCCCGACUUGCCAUUGGCUGUACUGAAACAUGGUUUGAGUUAUUGAGGGUAAAAUUGUAUAGAAAUGAUCUGAAGGGAAACAGAAAUAACUUUUACAUGUAGUUAGCAGGAGGUUCGAGUUAUCAAGGGUAAAAUUACACGAAAUGUUUGAAGGAAAUCCUGGGGAAAUUGACUUUGGUUUGAGUUAGUGUGAGGUUUGAGUUAGCGAGGGUUCGAGUUAUUGGGAGUCUACUGUAGUUAGAAAGAGCACAGCGGGCUUUACAAAAUCCCCAAGUUAGGUGUAAUGUUAGGGAAAUAUUGAACAAGAUACAGCCAUACAUAAUCUUAAAAAUUUUUAAGGAAAUGUAAGGAUUACCAGUCACUUGUCCGGACAUCUUUCAGUAAAUCUUACUGCACUUCUUCACAAACUGGAUUUGAUUUUUCCAGGCCCACUCCAUUGUCUAGUUUAAUGACUCAGUAUGCAUUUCAAGAAAAGCUUAUUUACAGUAAGUUGGUUUAUCUCUUUUUAAAAAAGCUACACAAAACUAUAUAGUAUUAAGACUAACCUGGCCUUCAAUGACUUGUUUUUUUUGUAGUAAUGUUGUUGUUCACCUGAAGGUCACUCUUCUUAAUUAUUGAUUACACAGUAUUGUGUACAGAAGUCAUUUUAAUAGCCCUUAUGCAUCCAUCUUAAUGUCAGUCUAGCUAAUUUCACCAGCAAUCCGCGUUUUUAAUUAUCUGCAAAAUUUUACACGAGUGCCUCUAAAGGUGAAGGAUACAUGUGCAUAUAGUGGUUAAAUUUGUUCAUCUAAGGAAACAUGCAUUAGGGAUAAUUUACUGUAAGGAAAUUUAGAGGCAACAUGUCAAGCAAGGCCUGGUAGGUGUGCACAUUAGCAGGUGUAGGAUAAACUUCUAGACUAGGUCAAAGUUUAUUGGUAGUUUUAAUAACAAGAGUUUAAACUAUUUUAAACCUUAUUGUAGUAAGACUUUAAAGCCUGCAGUCACUUUUUGAUACCAAGUUGUCUCUUUGUAAUGUAAUUUCUUGAGUGGAGAUUAAUUUCUUGGAGUUUAUUCUUUGUUAUAGCUGAUAUUGACCAGUUGUGUGCUGAAGGUCGCAUAUCAGGCAGUAUCCAAGGACGGCAGGACAAGGCUGUUUUUGUUCCUGACAUUUACUCCAAAACACAGACAGCUUGGAUAGAUGACUUUUUUAAACAGAAUGGUUAUAUUGGUAAGAAACGUACAGUCCUGCGUAGUUAGAAAGAGAAAAGAAAGGAUAGAUUGAUUUAGCAAACAUGCAUUUACAUGAUUGUAUUAAUGUACCACUGUAGCUUAAGUAUUGUUUUUUUUUUUCACUUACUUUAUUCAAUCACACUGAUAUAAAAUACAGAAAAUACAUAAUUAUUAUUUCAUGUUAUCCUUAUUAUUAUUCAAUCAAAAUAUUUUGCCAUUUCAUAUUGUCUCCAAUUCCCUGGCUAUUUUUUUUUUUAACCAGCUGGCCCCCACUUUUUUUGGAAGAUUUUAUAACCCAUUGAUCAACCUUGUUUCUAGGCAGAGUCGUGGUUGAAGUCAGCUCUCAUAUUAAGUGUUGAAUUAUGCAGAUCUCAGAUGCUUGGUGGAUGAUAUUCCCCUUGAUCUGCAUAAUUCUUCACAUACUCAGCCUCAUGUUCAAUAAUUGUUAAUUGACAAGCAAAAACUGAAUUCUAUAUUCUCUUCUUGAGAAAACUGUAGUGCUAUCGAAAAUAAGUCUGCGGUGAGGCUAGAUCUUUCAGGACUAUGAAAUCUGUCUGUAAUGUAACAAGAGAGUAUCAUGUUUGCAUUUUCAGAAUAUGACGCAUUGUCACGGCUGGGCAUUACUGAUGGAAGACAGUUUCUAAAGAAAAGAUUUCAAAAGUCAAAGGUCCAGUUUCUUCCCACCUGCUGUGUUGGGGAGUCAUUACAGGAUCAAGUGGAAGCUGCUAUAGAUGAGGCCCUCUCUACUGCGGAGUGGGUGGAUAUACUGGUGAGGUUUACUUAGGUAGUAACCAUGGCAACACAUAAAUUGUAGGCUCGAUUACCAGCUGUUGUUUAGGAGAUACAGUUGUAAGCCUACGCCCCUCCCCUUCUCAGGAAGCAACAAGACCGGACCUGAGAGAGCAGCAGAAAUCGAGCCCACGUGGAAUAGGUAUUACACACACUAUAAUAGUACAGUACCUCUAAGUAAGGGUGGUCGAUGUAGCAAUAAGGCUGGUAUCCACAGAGGCUCUCUGAAUCAUGAACGAGCCUGUCCAUUAAUUUUAAUUAAUGCAUUUGCAGUGAUUUAGGAGAAUUACUUACAUUUUUUAUAUGGAAAUAAUUAUUUCUAGAGAAGGUAAAGUUGUGGUGGUGAUGCGUAAAAGAAAAAUGCUCUUUUUAACGUGUUAAUGCACAGGGGGCCCACACAAUCUGUUUGUGUAGCCUAUUGUUAUUUAAGAGUAAAUGUACUGGAUUUACCGUUUGCUUCACCUAUAGCGAUAUAUUGCUAACUAUGUAUAUAAAUCAAUGAUAAAUAAACGUUGAAUUACCUUGCCUGUGGUGUAUAGUCGUCCUUUUGCCUCAAAAGCAGUUUUUUGAGCGAUUUUGAAUGAAUUUGAGUUCGCCGUUGACUGUUCCAUAUUAUAUGAAUGAAUAUUAUAUGAAUAUAUGAAUGAAUAUGAAUAUGAAUGAAUUUGAGUUCACCGUUGACUGUUCCAUAUUAUAUGGAACAGUCAACGGCGAACUCAAAUUCAUUCAAAAUCGCUCAAAAAACCGCUUUUGAGGCAAAAGGACGACUAUGCACCACAGGCAAGGUAAUUCAACGUUUAUUUAUCAUUGAUUUAUAUGCAUAGUUAGCGAUAUAUCGCUAUAGGUGAAGCAAACGGUAAAUCCAGUACAUUUACUCUUAAAUAUCGAUCGGCUACACAAACAGAUUGUGUGGGCCCCUGUGGUUAAUGCAGAAAACGAGCGUGUGCUAUGUGUGUGCUUUGGUUAGCUUACUGCUCACAGUCUGUAUUGUAGCUUUACUGUGAGGGGCAAUUUUUUAUUCUGCAAGAUCAGGUGUUUUUAUUGUGUUAAAGACAAGUAAGGUUUAGGUAAAGAUGAAAAAUAAUAGUAUCUGUAUAAUUUGAAUGUCUUUACUACAGUUAACAGUAGCAUGGGGGAUUGGGAGAGAUUUUAGAGAGCUUCAUUGCAGGUUACAUGUCUGUUAUUUUACUUGCGUAAUGCCUUUGACUGGCAACUGAAUCCCCAUUCACUUUUCUGUCAGCCUCUUCUUCCAUCACCGUUCACUGCAGAGGAUGCUGGCCAGCUAUUACAGAGUUGCCUUAAAGCUGCUGGUCGCUCAUCAGCUCAUGUAUUCUGUGACAGUAUUGUGGUCAGUGAACAAUUUCUUCAAAACUGCAAAGACCCAUUCCAACAGCUGAUGCAAGACAAGGCCAAGACGGUUAGUGUUUAUCAGAAAAAGUUCAUUAUGGUCCAAUUCUGUCAGUAGCAAUUGUCCGUUAUCACAAAACCUAUCUGUUUGGGUUAUAGAGUGGAAUUUCUACUAACCGCUACCACGCCUCAACUCCUCCUUUGGCCCUAGUGAACAGUCCAUACUUGUACAUUCAUUUUUGUUUUUACCUCUCUACAUCAGUUUCGUCCCCGCCACCAAAGUGACAUUUCUGCACGAAAACUGUGUAGAAAGGGAUGUACUUUUUUUCAUCAUGAUGAUGAAAGUGAAAAUUGAACCAACGCUCACGUGUCAGUAGUUGUGAACUUACGCAACAGGACGGGAUAGGAAAGAGGACGGAAAACCUUGUGUGACAAGCGUGACAAUAAUUUUGUUUGAGAAAAUCUUUCGCCAAACUUCACAUUCCUUUAAACAGAUCUUUUUGUAGAAGAGCAAACAACAUCUAUGUUAAUGAAUUCCCGUCAAAACACGCAAGUAAUAGCCCCGUCACGUUUGUCACACUCACGCGUUUUGCCGUCCUGUUGUGUAAACUCAUUAGUAUAAUUAUGUCUCAGGCCGAGAAAGGUACUAGUUGAGGACACCAAAAGAUUAUAUCCGUGACUCUUAAUUACUUUACCUUCAGGAUUCAGUGAAGGCUCCGGCCCUGUUUUCAGAGCUCACGAGGAAAGACUUAGCCUCCUUGGGCGCAUCAGGAGGAGGCUCAGACCGCCAGUCAAAGAAGGAGGAGAGGAGGAAGAAGGCAGCUGCUGGAGGCAGCAAAGGAGGGGGCGGCGGUGGAGGAGGAGGUGGUGGAAGCGGCGGGGGAGGUGGAGGCAGAGGAGGAAGAGAAAGCAAGACACAGAAGGUAUUUACCAUGGAUUAUAGUUUCUUAUCAUGAAUUAAUCUCUCUACCGUAACACUGGUCAUCUUCAAAUGGUCGUAACCAGUCAGUUUGGCCAAAGUCAACUCAUCAACGGUUGUUAAUGAUACUGGAUUUCCCGCCGGGAGAGGUUGUGUUAUACUUGUCCCUUAAUGUGUUCUAGUUGUAUUUUCACCGGCGAAAAGUCGGUUUACCCAAGAAAAAGACAAGUUGGCAAAAGCAGUAGGCAGUCCGUAAACCUCACCGUACAUGCAAGUAUCUUGAAACUGUUAUUCACCAUUUUCACAUAGACCAUAAUGCACCUUGUUUACCCCCUCCCCCCCCCCCAAAAAAAAAAAAAAAAAAAUUUUGCACAGCCGUUGUUCCCAAUUCUCCUGGGCAUUACAGUCAUCACAGGGGAAAUCAAAGACAAAGGUUAUGCAAAAUGUUUGGGGGAUGAACAAGGUGCAUUAUGGUCUAUGUGAAAAUGGUGAAUUUCCUGAAGAAACAACAGAUGAAAGCAAAUACAAUCGCAUUUAGUGAGAGUAAAUUAACGAAUAAGCAGAAUAUGACAGGUGUAAGUUAUCUUAAAAAUACUCUUUUAUGGGUUUCUGUGUGUAUCCAAUCAACUAUAUUCUAUGUAGCGUAGUAUCAACUGUAGUAUAUGGAAAAUAGUAUCAACUGUCAACUUCUCAUUUCAUUUUGACAGGUUCGUGAUAAGAAGAAAGACCGAGCAAGAGAAGAAGAAGUGGAGGAAUUCACGAGACCUAAACAGAGUUCCACUGAAUUACCAUUCGUGUCUGUGGAAGAGGUUUGUUUGUUUGAUAUGUUACUUCAUAUAAGGCUCUGUCAUAGUGAGCAUGAGUUGUCAGGGGAUGAUGUUUGCUAACAAUACAAAUGAACUUGUGCGGGUGAGUGAGUUGCAUGAAGAUUUGAUUUGUCAAUCACAGACGCCACACAGAACGUUCUCUUUUGAGUUAAGCGAUCUCAGGCAUGCGUUGUUUGUUUGACUCGACUUUGUGCGAACAAGACCCUAAGUGAACAUGCCCCGAGCACAUGUCUGCGACAUAACACAGAUCGGUCGCCGAUUGUAUCCUUUUCGUUGGGUAAAUUUGUUGUUCUCUAAAUUUCAUGUUGUGUUGCAGAUAUCAGAAGAGUUGCAAAAGAGAUUUCCAAGCUGCUCUGAAGAACUCGUGGAGGAACUCGCAAAUCAUCUUUUCAGGUUUGUUUUGCAAGAUUCACAGAUGAAGUGUCAGUUACUUUUAUAUGUGCUUUGUGUUAGUUUUUUCCCUUUUCAUGGAGUAAAAGUGCCGGUCUUGGUCAGGCGCGGAUCAAGAAUUAAUACUGACCGAUUUCCUACUUCUAGGGAGGUCUGGGAGUAUGGUUCCCCGGGAAAUGUUUUUGAUGUUAACUCCUCAAAGUCCCCUUUCCUGGGUUUCUGAGUCAUUCAGACAGGAUAGGUACUGACUGUUCAAACCAUUUUCCAGGUUUCAACUUGGAAAGUUUAAAGUUUUUUACUAAAAAUAUAUUUCUUAUAAAAAAUCUGACCGAUUUCCGUAAAACGGUGAAACCAGUAUGGAUCCGCGCCUGUUGGUCUUAUGGUAUCUUGCAUUAUUUUCACAAACGUCCUUUUUUUUCUGAUAACGAUCCGAUGAGAUUGAAACGGUAACAGACAUUGACCGAAAAGGUUAAUUUUAAGGGUGAAAUACUAGAAAAUCUCCCAGACAAAGGACUAUAGUAUCUAAAGGAAGCGUCCACCUUUGGUUGGCCAUCUGCCCGAUGACGUUUCUUUCAUAUUACUGUGGCGAGAAUCCAUUUAACUUUUUACCCUUGAUAUUUAAUUUAAGUUUUUUUUAAUCUCAGCCCAGCAUGACAAAACAGCCGACAUUCACGCGACGUCCGCGAAAUGAGGUCUGAGAAAAGAGCGCAGAAAUUCCUAGCCUGUUCCAAGCGUUCAGAUAGUGGAGAGCGGUGCGAAGUAAAGAAAGCGAUGAAAAGUAGAGGGGCACUUCGCACCGCUCCCCACUAUCUGAACGCCUGGAACAGGCUAAGAAAUUCCAUACUGAUGACGCGUCACUACCCAGAUCUGGGUAGUGACAUUUCAUCAGUAUGGAAUUUCUGUACUCGUUUCUCAGACCUCAUUUCGGGGACGUCGCGUGAAAUGUCGGCUGUUUUCUCAGGCUAAGAAGAAGCGCGGACCUAAUUUGCUCCACUUACGUCCAGGUUUGCACGCCGCAGCAACAAAAAGCGAUUUUUUUGUGUGUGUUGUGAAAAAUCGCGUCUGACGAUUUUUCGCGUUUAAUAGUUGCGAUUUUUCGCAGUUCUUUGUCAUGUUAAUAAUCACUGAGGUCCAGAGCGAGUUGGCCAUUAUAACAAAAUUUGCAAAAAUUGCGAAAAAUCGCAAGUCUGACGAUUUUUUGUGUUACUUGCCAUUUUGCACAGUUCUUUGUCAUGUUAAUAACCAGUCAAUAGCCAGUCUGACGAUUUUUUGUGUUACUUGCCAUUUUGCACAGUUCUUUGUCAUGUUAAUAAUCACUAAACCAGACUGAGUUGCGGAUCUAACAAAAAUUGCGAAAAAUCGCCAGUCUGACGAUUUUUAGCGUUACUGGCGAGUUUUCGCAGUUGUUUGUCAUAUUAAUGAUCACUAAACCAGACCGAGUUGCAGAUUUAACAAAAUUUGCGAAAAAUUGCGAAAAAUCGCCAGUCUGAUUCCUCCAAUUUUUCCCAAAUUUUGCUACUGCGUGCAAACUUGGACAUACUAAUUUGCACGAGAAAGAUAUACCCUAAAGUAUUGUGGUAGUAGUAGUAGUAGUAGUAGUAAAAUGACGUCAUGGUACAAAUGGAAUUAAUGAAAACUUUUCUUUUGUUAUGAUAGACCGCUGACGCAGAGUUAUCAGGAGGUAGCUCGGUCUGUCUUCCUGGCCACGGGCGAUAAAAAACGAAAAAGUCAUUCUGAAGUACAAGAAAAGGUCAAUGUGUUGUGGGCAAAUGCCAAGCUUUUUGACAAAGGAAUCAAGUUGUUCAACGGUAGGCUAACUAUGUAUUUGAAGUUCAACCAGGCGCGAAUUCGCGGGGAGAUAAUCCACUUCCAACUUUCAAAAUCUGUUGAAGUUACUUUUGUUUUAUUCGCAUGGGAAUGAAAUGCAAUCUUAACAUCAGACAUCAUACUUGUACAUGUCUGGCAAAACAGCCUAACGGGAAAGCUGAAGUGGCCUAUUGGCACUUUUCUAGGUUUCUAGUUCCGUAAGUUACCACAUGUCAUUAACUUCCCAGAACAAAUGUUUUGUAUGAUCAUAUGAUAAUACUCUGGAGAACUGUUUCAUUCAAAUUUCGUCUUAUUCCCGUACAUAUGUAGUCAUCAUUUAUGAAAUGGGACCUCCAGUGAGAAAACAAAACAUAAAAGCGAAAGAGGUCUAUUCUCUUUGACGUGAAAGCUGAAAAAUCACAUGCACGGUUUCUCCUUUGGAAUAUCAAUUUGAUUGUUGUCUUUUUGAUAACUUACACCGGAUUUUCUGGUCUAUAACGUAUUUUCGAUUGUUGGUGGGCCUCUUGUGUUUCGUUUUUUUGUGUGUGUUUGUUUGUUUUUAAAUUACAUAUUAACCUUUUAAGUUCUGUAAACUGUUAUUUCCAUAGAUGAUGUUCAAGUGCAGUUGUGUCGUCAUCUCUUGAAAACUGUGUGCACAGAUAUAGCAAACCAAGCUGUCAGCCUGUUAGCCGCUGAACACAUGCUGACGAUUAACGACGACUCAGCCCUAACAACUGAGGUAUGCUGUUUGGAAUCUCUGAUUAUGGGAGACACCGGAAGUUGAUUCAAGGACUAGUCUCUUACGCAGUUCAAUCAACUUGGGGAUCAAUCACAAAAUAACCAUCCUGAGCGCCUUAUCAGCUUUCCUUGUCUCGUUUUGCAUAGGCAUUGUAAACGUUUCGCAAAAACUCAGCGACAGUAGCGUAUACUACGCGUGUGUUGGUUAACAGAGUAGUUACAUUGUUUUAGCUAUUGUUUACAAUGUGGUCUAAACGCGAAGAAUACUUUUUGUUGACGCUGAGUUUAUAGCUCCUCCUAAAACGAGUAUAGACUAUAAAAAACCCCACUUUAUUAUGUAAACAUUUUUGCGUCAUCAGUAAGGCUUUUUGCCACUGAGUCAAUGAAUGGAAAAUUCAUGGUAAAAAUGCAAAAAAGGGCAGGGACCCCCUACGCUUCCCCACUCAUUUCGACUUUCAAUGAAUGGAAAAUUCAUGGUAAAAAGGGCAGGGACCCCCCCUUCCUCAGAAGUCGAUCCCACUGUAAGGGGGGAUCGGACACGCAUCGCCUUCUCGGAGAUUCGUCUGCCAUUUUGUCUUUUUUCGACAUAGACACGACUCAUUUUUGACUGGGCCACAGGUAGCCCAAUAAUUAGCUUACCCUGGGAGCGAUAUCAGUUGCAGUCCAGUCUCUUAGAGAGCGAACGAGAGAAGAAGGGAGGUACAAGACCUUUGUGACUGGCCUGAGAGAGGCGUCCUCCACAUCAAGAGAAAAAAGUGACUCGGGAGUGGUAGGGACCAAUCCUAUAGGGCGCUUUCUAUCUGUCAGAACUGUCCGGCCAGACCAGACCCGUCGUGGCAAAUACGAUAAUUUCACUUUUAAUCUAAACGCUCCGGCUAGAUCAGUGAAAUCCUAAAUAGUGUGCACGGAGGAGAACGUUUUUCAGCAAAACUCUUAGACAAGAGCCUAUUUCACUUUCAAACUGACUGGUCUGGCCGGAUAGUUUUGACAAAUGGAAAGCGCCCCCUAGAUCUAGGUGUCCGCUAAAAAAGGCCAGAGGAACGGGCUGAAUGCAAGGAUCAAUUCUAAGGGUCCGUUUUAGGAGGUGUCGGCUACGAGAGAGUUAAAAUUCUUCCUUGCGCAUUUUGUUAUUUCCCUGCUAUCAAUGUGCCAAAGUAAUUAACUGAGUAAAUUUAUUUUUGUGCACAGGAUCGCCUUAAGAUAAUCUCCAAACUUCCGGAAAAGAUAAAACCUGAAUUGGUGAAGCUGAAUUCGACAUUAAAUGGAAAGGUUUGUAUACUCUGUAUGUCCUCGUAGUUUUGAUGGGCUAUCUUCAUUAUUCCUGGUGUCAUUCGACUGAAAAGAGUUACGGUAAAAUUUUUCUAUAUAAUUUCCAAUAUAACCUCAAGGCAAGUCCUUAAUGGCUCACAUACGGAGGGGCAUAUUAUCGGGGACUUUAAUGCGGUUUGAAUUUGGGGGACUUUGGAGGACAUUUACGACAGCGCAGGUAUGGUUACAAUGUAGUUUGUUACGGUUUGAAAAUCUCUCGUAGUUUCAGUCAAAAGGCUACCUAAGUUAUUUUGUAUCCAGAAGAAAUCUGAGAUCCGUUACUCAUUGUUUCGUAGGAAACAGAAGAGUUCUUUAAUCAGUUUGACGUUAUCUGUGGUCCUGAAUUCUGCGAAUUCAUGCUGAAGAAAUUGGAUAAGAAAAGGGAAAGGUGAGUGUGUGACAAACUUCAAAUGAAUUCUUCAAAGUCAGGAUUUGAAUGAAGUACCAGAACCUAAUAUUCCGGUGUCAUAAAGAUAUCUAUGAUUCAUUAAAAUAUUUCGCUGUGUCUGAGCGGCUCCUCCUCGGCGAAUAACAUCCUCUUUGAUAUGUAUAAUUCACUUUACAUCCUACCGAGCCUCAUUCAAUUAUUGUUUUAAAACCAGCCCCUGAUCAGAAACCUGAUUUUGAUGUACAGACCCUCCUCCCCUCAGUAAAAAUCGGAGAAGAGCCCUUCUCCGAUUUUUACUGUCUGUACACAUGCCAAUGGACUUGUUUCUAGUUGAAUGACAACUCUGAGUUGAUAGGGUUGUCACUAAGAUUUUAAGUCGCUUGGUAGAUACAAAAAGUAGGCGGGGAAUCAAACAGCUAGGGAUUUCGUUUGGUUCUAUUUUUCCUCCAUUUUCCUUGGAAAGUAGCCGAGGACACGUUCAUAGUAGCUGGGGGAAAAUCCCCGCCUCUUAAUGACAGCCCUGAACAACUCUUGUCUGUAGGCGCGUAAACUUUACAUAGGGCGGAACUGGCGUAGUGUGUUUCCGACUGAAAAAGUGCUAAAUACAGUAGAUCCAGGUCAAAGACCUGAUUUUGAACUACGAGUGUGUAGUUUAGUCUUAACUCGUCUGUUCUUAAUUAAGUUUUCUAUGAGGCGAACACCUUGCUGAAGCGGAACUGGUAUCGAAAUUGUUCUCCUAAGAAAGAGCUCACUGCACUGUGGACAAUUAUUUUUCAUCAUCAAUUCAAAAAGCUAGUGAAUAGGUACACUGCACUUUACACACAGGGAUAAGUAGCGCAGUCUUUAGUGUCAGCUGGGUAUCAUACUAGCUCAGUAAGAUGUUUUAAAAACUGUUGGAUUGUCAUUGCAGACAGCUGACGGUAGAACGGCGCUGUGCUCUUCAAGAACAACUGCGGCAAGAAAACGAGCCCGCCAUGGCUCUUCAUCUGGCGGCAGCGGUACUAUUCCAGCAUUACACGGGAUGCAUGUUGCACGCCCCCGGCCGGUGCGUGCCGCAGAUCAUAGGCUUCCUGAAAGAUAAACUAACUCCUGAAUCCUAUGAUAAAUUAAACCAGUAUGUGACGCUAGUCAUUAAAAAACUGUCUGGGACUGAGGACUCUUCGGUGAAGAAUGGUCACGAAAGCGAGUCAGCUGAAGACCAGGAAGAGAAAACAACAGCGGCACAGCUUGAAGAAGGACUUGAAGAAAUUAAGCGAAUAGCUCUCGAGAUUAAAAAGGUUAAGGAGGACACUUAAUUACAAUACUGUCUGUACAGAUCAAAAUAUUAAAGUUUUAUCAUUAACGAC